Molecule: messenger RNA, 2328 nt
Organism: Xylaria bambusicola
Lineage: Eukaryota; Fungi; Ascomycota; Sordariomycetes; Xylariales; Xylariaceae
Product: HET-domain-containing protein
Exons: 2
Coding region: 158-2002 (614 amino acids)
Source: RefSeq, a predicted model, not a curated record
AGACGACGAAUAGGUAGGUCAGAGUAGGUAUUAUAGUGAUUCUUCAGCUGAACUCUCAUCAAUCGUUGCAUCAUUUAGAAGUAUUGUUGAAAGCUUCUUCAUCUACAUAGACGUUAAUCAAGUCGUGAAAAUCAAGUUUAGCCAUUGAGUCCCCGCAAUGUGGCUGAUAAACGUUAAGACCAGACUGCUGGAAGAAUUUAUUGGACUUGGGAUUCCCGAGUAUGCCAUACUGUCGCACACGUGGGAGAUGGAUCAAGAGGUCACCUUUCAAGAAUUCUCUCGGGAGCCUAGAAGUAACGCAAAGAAGGGAUACUGGAAGAUCGACCAAACGUGCCAACAAGCGAUUCAAGAUGGGCUUGCUUAUGUUUGGGCGGACACUUGCUGCAUCGAUAAAUCGAGCAGCGCCGAGCUGUCGGAAGCCAUUAAUUCCAUGUUCCGUUGGUAUCAGCGCGCAUCGGUUUGCUACGUUUAUCUCUCGGACCUCUUGCGUGCCAUAGGGCCAGAGGAUGCCAGUUUAGAGUACUGCCGAUGGUUCCAGCGCUCCUGGACGCUCCAGGAGCUCAUAGCGCCCAGAAACAUCAAAUUCUAUUCAUGUAACUGGGACUUUUGCUUCAACAAGCCUCAGGCAUCAGUAUGGCUUUCUCGCAUCGCCAAUAUCAAUCUAGAGGUUCUGCAGCACGAGAAAUCUCUUACCACUGUCUGUGUCGCACAGAAGAUGUCGUGGGCUCGAUCACGGAAGGCUACGCGAGUGGAGGACAUAGCAUACAGCCUUUUGGGUAUCUUCGAUAUUAACAUGCCCUUACUUUAUGGGGAAGGAGACAAGGCCUUUAUGCGCCUACAGUAUGAGAUAAUCCGAUCCACCCCAGACUUAAGUAUCCUAGCCUGGUCGAAUGAUCCCAAAAGCGGUUAUGAAUAUGCGGCACCAAGCGAAUGCGAUAGAACCCUCUUCAGUACCGUGCUUGCGUCGUCCCCAGAAAGUUUCAGGGGCUGCCACAAUUAUAGAGACCUACAGAAUCACUCAACCCCCGAUUUCUCUGUCUCUAACCGCGGCAUCCAAAUACGGGCCAAAUUUGGGCUCACACUUUCUAACAACAGCGCACAAGAAGUUCUACCUGUGUGCCAGUUUGAGAUUUGGACUCUUGCCAUCAAGGUGAGAAACGUAGGCGCCGGCUGCUAUGUCCGACAAGAUCCUAUGGAACUUGUGAGUGUAGUACCCUGGCAGAUGUCACACCGCUUUAUGUCAACCCCCUUCCUCCUCACCCAGCCAGUCUGGAAAGAUUCAUGGGACACGACAUUUGGGUGGGAGCCUAUCUUAUCGUCACGACACUGCGGCUUACAGGUCGUCUUGGAUUCUAGCAUGGAAAUAUCCCGUCGGUGGCCGUGGACGAAAUGGGACGAAGUAGAUAGACUUUUUUUCGGCCCGGAGGAUUCAGACUUAGGAUGGGCAGCUUUGAAGAUAGUGGGUGAGCCCCCUGAUGACUUUGUGGUGCAGGGAGAUCGCCAGCCCCUCAACUUUUUGCUAUAUGUUUUUGGUUGGGCAAAGCCGCAAAGUGAGCGGCCUCGCUACACCCUCCAUAGAGUUAAUGGAGAGGCGAACGACCGCGCAUUAGAGGAAAUGAAUGGCACUGCUGUCACGGAAGACUGGAAUACUUACUGGGUGGUUAAUCGACUAGUGACGCACCAGGUUCCUGAACAAUCUGUUGUCAUCGUCGGCUCCCACAACGGCCAAACCCUGCUGCUCACUUGCAAUCACAGCAUGGUAGAGGACCAGAGUAUUUGUCUCAACCCAUUUUGGCGUGUCACAUUAAGUUGGCAGUUGGUAUCCUGUGAUCAGCUACCACUGAUAACUGACGGUCGCUGGUUGGAUAUGGGCUGGGAAGGAGGCUGGGGUGCGCCCUGGAGAGAUAGGCAAUCCUUUAGCAUACGCGUUACGUCUCAGGUGAAGGAAGAGAUACAGGGAGGGACUCGGUUGGUUCGCGUCAAAACUGUUAUCGGCAUAUAAUCAUCGUUGAAAUGGCUUCCGUGGGUUUCGACACGCCACGUUCCCUAGCCGGAACCGCGCAUCAUCUGUGCUGGAAGCGCCGUGUUCUUAUCUAUAUAAGCGCGAUGAUGACUAAAGAUCUUAGAUCUCUCCUCAUACUUCGACAUCAAGCAUGACUCGCACAAGACGAAGACACGGCGCUGUGUCAGACAUAUCCCGGUUAUCGCUCGCCCAGCAUCAGACUAAUAUUAAUCUGUAGCCCCAGCACGCGACUAUUUUUCGUGUGAACUUUCUACUUAUACCCCAUUUACCCUCAAUGCCCCAUUUCACGCGGGAGCUAGCCAUUA